CACUGCCCUAGCCAUGCGUGCCUCCGCUUCAGCCUCCAUCUUCUCCAGAGCAUCUAUGAUGUGGCUGGAUGACCUUCUAGAGGACGCUAACCCUGAUCCUGUCGCCCUCAGAAGAGCACUAUUGAAAUUGCGUAAGACAGCAGCUUUUGUGGCCGAUGCCACUUUGGAUGCCACUCAAUUAGGGGCACAAGCCAUGACGGCGCAAAUAGUCGCUCGUUGCAACCUCUGGCUUCGCCACUGGCAAGCUGAUUCAGCGGCCAGAUUGAAUCUGUCCAGGGCUCCUUACUCCGGAUCUCUACUCUUCGGCGAGGAAGCUCUAAAGGCAGUGCUGGUUGAUCCAAAAGACGCCCACAAACCGGUUCUGGCCACAGUCAAGAACAGCGACCACAGGCCCUUCAGGCGAUUUCUUUCCUUCCGUUCUAACCAGCCCUUUCGAGGAACGCGGCCAGGAGGACGAGGCCGCGACUUCAGAUCCUAUGAUCCCAACGCAUUCAGGGGCUCCUGGAACCGACGCUUCCAGGGCAGAGGCCUACGGCUGGCUUGUCAACUUCGACAAAAGCCAUCUCCAACCAACCCAACGCCUACUACAUCUAGGGGCAAUGUUGGACACCCUGUAGGCAAUGGUCUUCUUGGCUCCAGAUCGCAUCACUGCCAUCACAAACAUCGCAAGGUCCCUGAUGCAACAAACAUCCGCAGAUGUCAUGCUUCUUGCCAGAACGCUCGGGAUGUUCAUUUGUACCAUCCACAUUGUGCCAUGGGCUCGAGCACACACUCGACACCUUCAAUGGACUCUGUUGCCGUUUCAACAGGACAUUGCCAGCACCAACCAUCGCAAAGUUCGUUUGAGCCCCGCACUGCGCCUCUCCUUCCGCUGGUGGACCAAGGUUCAACACCUCUCCAAGGGCACAUCGUUCAGAGAACCCCGCAGAACCAUUGUAACCACAGAUGCCAGCCUCAUCGGUUGGGGAGCCCACUGCAACUCCCAGUACGUUCAGGGGGUUUGGUCCACCGCGGAGCAAACUCAAAGCAUCAACUGGCUGGAGCUAAAGGCUGUCCACUUAGCUCUACGUCAUUUUCAGUCUCUGUUCCCUUUGGACCAUGUGCUCAUUCGAACAGACAACACGUGUGUAAAAUCACAUUUGAACAGACAAGGGGGCAUCAGGUCUCGUCCCCUGCAGGACUUAGCCUCCCUCAUUUUUGUCUGGGCAGAACAACAUCUACAAUCCCUGAAAGCAGAACAUCUCAGAGGGAUUUGGAAUGUGACAGCAGACUGGCUCAGCAGACAACAGGUAUUUCCGGGAGAAUGGAAACUUCAUCCAGCCAUUUUCCAUCGUCUCCAAUGUCGGUUCGGCGCCCUCUCAGUCGACCUGUUUGCUUCCAGUCGCAAUUGCCAGCUUCCCAGGUACUUUGCCCGAUACCUGGACUCAACAGCAGAAGCAGUGGAUGCUCUGACAACACCGUGGCCAGACGGUCUAUUGUACGCCUUUCCUCCCAUACCAUUGUUAGCCAAAACCUUGAGGAAGGCGCGAACCGAGAGGGCACAGCUGGUUCUGAUAGCACCAUUUUGGCCACGCCGACCGUGGUUUUCAGAUCUUCUGGCAAUGUCAAUGAUGGAUCCUUGGACACUUCCAGUCAGGCCAGACCUUCUAUCCCAGGGUCCAGUACUGCAUCAGGACCCUACUUGGCUCAAUCUAACAGCGUGGCGUUUGAACGGGGACAUUUGAGGUCAGCUGGACUGUCUGACGCAGUGAUUGAUAUUAUUUUGGCCUCGAGAAGACCAUCUACCACUCGUAUUUAUCAACAUACCUGGGUGGCUUUCUCCAAGUGGUGUCAGUCCCACCACCAUGAUCCAUCCCAAGCCACUGUGCAUCAGGUGCUGCAAUUUCUUCAUAGCGGCUUUAUGAUAGGACUUCGACCCAACACUCUACGUCGACAUGCGUCCACUCUGUCGUCCAUUCUCUCAGUGUCCUUUCCUGGAGAUCAUAUUUCCUCACAUCCGUUCAUCAAACGCUUUUUGAGGGGAGUCGCCCUACGCUCUCCGCCUGUUGUCCAUCGGUUCCCUUCAUGGAGUUUGCCGAAGGUUCUGCAGGCUUUGCAACGCCCUCCGUUUGAACCCAUCAGGUCUGUGCCCCUACGUAUGCUGUCCUUCAAGGUCUUGUUUCUGAUCGCAAUCACAUCUGCCAGACGCGUUUCGGAGUUGGGCGCAUUGUCUUCUGCUCGACACCUCUGCGUCUUCCAUAAGGACUCUGUUGUGCUGAAGACUGAUCCUUCCCUCCGUCCCAAGGUCGAUUCAGUUUUUCAUUGCAACCAGGACAUUGUUUUACCUUCCUUUUGCCCGAAUCCUACCCAUCCGCUCGAGAAGGCUUGGCAUUCGUUGGAUGUUCGGAGGGCUCUCAAGACAUACCUGUCUAGGACCCAAGAGAUUCGAAGAACGGAGUCUCUGUUUGUAUCCUUUCAUCCAAGGUCUAUGGGACAUAAAGUAUCUAAUUCCACUUUAUCUCGUUGGUUAAGGGCAUGCAUUACUUUAGCAUAUGAGUCCCUGAAGCUGUCAGUUCCAGCUAGUAUAACGGCUCAUUCUACCAGGUCAGCUGCCACUUCGGCUGCUUUUGCCACUAAUGCUCCUGUUGCCGAUAUUUGUAGGGCUGCAGUCUGGUCUACCCCACACUCGUUUAUAAGGCAUUAUAAAAUUGAUCGUUAUGCCUCUGCUGACGCUUCUUUCGGCAGACGAGUGUUACAACAGGUUCUUAAUAAGGAUUAACACGUGGUGGUCCCUCCCUGUAUGGGCUGCUGUGGUACAUCCCGCUGUGAUGGCCGGACUCAUAGGGAAAAUGGACCAUUGGUCUCACCUGAAGGGUGAUUUUCCUAUGAGUACGGACAUCACGACCCUCCCAGUUGGAGGAUGACUAUAUAUUUUCUAAUGUGUUAUAUAUUACUGUUACGCUAUUAUAUUUAAAUUUAAGAGUUAAGUCAAGACUUCUAGUUCUGUUAUACCGCUAUGUUGCAGUCAUGUUACUAUACAUGGUACUAUUGUGUUAUUUUCCUGCUGCCAGGCCGGUUGGCCUUGUUCUUGUAUCUUUAGAUAUUUCUCCUUAGACUCGCUGCGAAUGAACUGGAGAGUGGGAGGGGCCUGACGCCCCUAGUCUUGACUUCAAAGACAUUCUUGCCUUCGCACGAUAGGUGGAGCUAACACCCGCUGUGAUGUCCGUACUCAUAGGAAAAUCACCCUUCAGGUGAGACCAAUGGUCCAUUUACAAAUUACUGCACCAGAUUUAGAUGGUCUAGUGAAAUGUAUUUAUCCACUAAUGUGGAAGUGGGGGUCCUCUGCCUCUCCAGAUGUUACCGGACUGUAACCCCCGUCAUCCCUGACCAUUAGUCAUGCUGGCUGGGACUGAUGUCUCUUGUAAACCACUUAGAGGUUUCUUACAAUCAAGCAGUAUAUAAAUUUUGUUAAACAAAUAAAUGGGAGUUGGAGUCCAAUAACACUGGGAGGGCUGCAUGUUCCUUGUCCUUGCAGUGCUGAAUAUGUCUUCAGAUGUGUCCCCAAUUGAGUACUGAAGAUCAAAGCAGCUCUUCCAAACUGAUUCCAUUUGAUCUUUUAAGCAUGCCAGUCCUCAUCUACAGCUGGUAUUAAACAAUGCCAAUUCCAUUGUGCAUUCUCAUUAAAGCCAUUCU
Messenger RNA from Rhineura floridana, 3672 nucleotides. RefSeq lists its product as uncharacterized. The transcript has 2 exons. Gene Ontology annotation, molecular function: DNA binding. NCBI's taxonomy places the organism in Eukaryota, Metazoa, Chordata, Lepidosauria, Squamata, Rhineuridae. The record is from RefSeq and is a predicted model, not a curated record. Gene Ontology annotation, biological process: DNA integration; DNA recombination. The coding region runs from base 14 to 2758 and encodes 914 amino acids.